This is a messenger RNA of Fusarium pseudograminearum CS3096, 669 nucleotides long. RefSeq lists its product as uncharacterized. The coding region runs from base 1 to 669 and encodes 222 amino acids. The record is from RefSeq and is a predicted model, not a curated record. The transcript has 4 exons. NCBI's taxonomy places the organism in Eukaryota, Fungi, Ascomycota, Sordariomycetes, Hypocreales, Nectriaceae.
AUGGCGGACGCGCCUGAUAUCUCACGAGAUCAUCCACCACCGGUCAACUGUGCUGGUCGGCCAAACAACAACGACCGCACCAUCGCUGAUUUGACAAUCCGAACUGCAAUGAACACCAAUCACAAUGAAAAGACUGGUGACGAACUUUAUGCGGAAAACAAGCAACAGAAACAAGAGCCCCGAUCCCAAGGCACAGACGUCCUGUCGGAGAUAAAGGAUCUUGAGUCAGCGAGCGAAGUGAUCGACUCCAAGUCCAGACAGUUCAUCGCCAAGAUCAAAGAGAUCGUAUUAGAGAACGAAAAAGCAUUUGAGAACGAAGAAAUUUGCUUGCAGAUUGAAGAGCUUUACUUGGAGAUCGAAAAAGAGUUCGACUCCCUUGACAUAAGAGUAAAAGCAGUUGGGAGAUUCCUAGCUGAAACAUCGUUUUUGGUCAAGGAAAAGUGCGAUGAUGUCUCCCUACUAGAGAAAUACCUGGAUAGUUUCAAACAGCUCGAUGAAGCAAACGACGGAGUGAUUGGAGAACAAGAGAAAUCGCAACUCUACAGGCUUAGCCAGGCCUUGGCGAGUGAACUCGCAGAUGUGAAACGCCUACAGCAGUUAUUAGUCGGGAAACCUGCGGAACGCGCAAAAGAACAUGCUGAAGGCGACACCAACCCUGUUGAGCGUUAA